AUGGCCCGUGCACUUCUAGAAACCCGUGCCCGAACCUCCGAACCUCUGCGCAACAUCGCCUCUCCUCUCCCCGCUGAUGAAUCUCAUCCACUACGACUUGGUGGCUGGAAUCUUUCAAAAUGGCACCAACAAAGCAGGAGCUCUCCCUGCUCAUUAAUCCCCCUCGUUCCCGAGGCUGUUCAGCAUAACAACCGGGUCCUAUCAUCCCUCCACUCCCUGACAGCUUUCCUCCUCGGCAUCUCAGCCGGCAUCCUCGCCCUCCAAUCCACCGCCGGCUUCGCCUUCUACUUCACCGGCACAGUCCUCGUCUCCGCCCUCUUCCACGUCGUCAUCCUAAAGCGCUCCGCCGGCGCCGGCGCCGGCGCGUUCUUCCCCGGCAGCAGUGGCGGCGAGAUCGAGGGUCGUAUUAAUAUGGAGGGCGGCGCGGUGCGCAUGGAGAAGGCCGGGAAGCGUGGGGGGUAUGUGUUGCGGAGCGGUGGGUGGAGGGAUGUUUGGUUUGGUGGGGGUGUGGUUAGUGAGGCUUUGAGUGGGUUUGUGCUUGGGUGGGCUGGUGUGGGUGGUGUCUUGAGAUAG
Messenger RNA from Penicillium subrubescens, 573 nucleotides. Its product is annotated as EMC6 family protein. The record is from RefSeq and is a predicted model, not a curated record. Gene Ontology annotation, cellular component: endoplasmic reticulum; EMC complex; membrane. The transcript has 3 exons. The coding region runs from base 1 to 573 and encodes 190 amino acids. Gene Ontology annotation, biological process: protein folding in endoplasmic reticulum; autophagosome assembly. Lineage: Eukaryota; Fungi; Ascomycota; Eurotiomycetes; Eurotiales; Aspergillaceae.